UUUAAUCACUCAUUUGGUCAGAGCUGGUAGGCUACAACCAAGCUCCACACACACCGAGAGGGGAAAAGAGAGAGAAGGAGUGAGUUUAAAGGAGAAGAGAAAGAGGAAACGGUGUCUGUUGGAGAGGAAGCCUCACUCACACCUCUAGGAACAUAGCGAAGAGGGAAUUGCAAGACCAGAGACACAGCAACCUAGCCUGGGAGCAGGAGGACUGACCAGCCUACUGAACCACACAGGCAGAGAAUAUAACAGAGAAUAAAACCUGAGCCCUUGGGGUACAGAAGACCAGUGACAACAGCCACUCUGAGCCAGUGGAUCCACAACAUUCUACCACCCUGAUCCAGACACUGAGGAACCAGAGAUCCAGAGAUCCAGAGGAACCCCCAACAGCACCCUCGCACUGCCUUCCAGAGUAGAAUAUGUCCUGCCAGCCCAGCCAACCCUGCCGCUGAGCCGCUGGGGCACCAUGAUAUCCCACUACCCCCUGGCCAUCCUGCUGCCCUGGCCCCCCGGUCCCCACGGACACUGCUCCGACAUGGAGGCCUCUCUGCUGGAUGGGGAGGGAGGGGUGUUCCUGCAGAGGUACCAGGCUCGAUCACCAGAGAGCAGCCCCCGACACUGGAGCUCGGUGCAGGACUGGGGGGAGGAAGUGGAGGAGGGAGCAAUAUACAACGUGACACUGAAGAGGGUCCAGAUUCAGCAGGCUGCCAACAAGGGAGCAAGAUGGCUGGGGGCUGAGGGGGACCGGCUGCCCCCUGGCCACACAGUGAGCCAGCUGGAAACCUGUAAGAUCCGGAGUAUCCGUGCGGGAACGCUGGAACGGCUGGUGGAGACCCUGCUGACGGCGUUCGGGGACAAUGACCUCACUUACACCAGCAUCUUCCUGUCCACGUACCGCGCCUUCGCCAGCACACACACCGUGCUGCAGCUGCUGUUGGACAAAUAUGGAAUUCCAGAGGAUAGUGAAGGACAGAUGGAGCGAUGUAGACCCUCUGAAACCAAAGGAGCCGUUCGAACUGCCCUGGCCUCCAUCCUUCGAGUCUGGCUGGACCAGUGUCCAGAGGACUUCCAGGAGCCUCCAUCUUACCCCUGCCUCCACAGAGUCAUGGCCUAUCUACAGAGGGCCCUGCCUGGAUCGGAGCCCAUUCGUAGAGCCCAGAGUCUACUGGGGCAGCUACAAGCCGAGGCCAGUCUGGAUCCAGACUCCGAGGGUUUCUCUGGCGGUUUCCAUGGCAACAGCUCCUUCUGCCUGGGUGAGGAUGAGGAAGUGGAGAUCGAGGUCCAGGAAGACUUCCUGUCAUUUGAUGCAGAUUUGGUGGCCGAGCAGCUAACCUAUAUGGAUGCGUUGUUGUUCAAGAAGGUGGUUCCUCACCACUGUCUGGGUUCCAUCUGGUCCCAGAGGGAUAAGAAGCAAAACAAGCACAGUGCUUCCACCAUCCGUGCCACCAUCACCCAGUUCAAUGCUGUGGCAGCAUGUGUGGUCAGCACCAUACUGCACCGACGCCAGAUCCGCCCACACCUCAGGGCACGGGUCAUCCAGCGCUGGAUAGACGUCGCUCAGGAGUGUCGCAUGCGUAAGAACUUCUCCUCGUUGCACGCCAUCGUAUCUGCACUGCAGUCCAACCCACUCUACAGACUGAAGAGGGCCUGGUCCUGCGUGCACAAAGACGGCAUCUCUACGUUCGAGGAACUAUCAGACAUCUUCUCAGAUCACAACAACUACCUGACCAGCCGAGAGCUGCUGAUGAGGGAGGGCACCUCUAAGUUUGCCAAUCUGGAAGGCUGUGCUAAGGAGCACCAGAAACGCAUUCACAAACGACUCCAGCUGCAGAAGGAAAUGGGUGCCAUGCAGGGGACGAUACCUUACCUGGGCACCUUCCUGACAGACCUGACCAUGUUAGAUACUGCUCUACCAGACCUAGUAGAGGGUGGGCUCAUCAACUUUGAGAAGAGACGGAGGGAGUUUGAGGUGAUUGCUCAGAUCAAGCUGCUGCAGUCUGCGUGUAACAGCUACUGUCUGAGUGCUGACGCUGCCUUCCUGCGCUGGUUCAAGAGCCAGCCACAGCACAGUGAGGAGGAAAGCUAUGCUAUGUCUUGUGACAUUGAAGGAGUGGGAGACAGCAGUCCUACUUCACCCAAACCCCGCAAGAGCAUGGUCAAGAGACUUAGCCUACUGUUCCUGGGUGCAGACUCCUCGGCAGCGAGUUCCCCGUUGAGGGAAACACCUCGGUCGCCCCCUACUGGCAGCUCUGGGGAGAGCAUGGACUCAGUAAGUGUGUCGUCUAGUGACUCCAGCCCUUCAGAAAGCGAUGGCAUGGCCAUGACCCCUAUACACACCUCCGACACUCAGCAGAACAAGUUGUCCGAGUCUUCUUCCUGUACUUCUCUCCACUCCAUGGACACCACCUCAUCAUCAGCCAGUGUUCCAGUGACCCCGGCCUCUCCCUCUCUCCCCGGGCCACCCUGCAUGCACCGUCGCUCUGUCUCCCUGACACCCAUGUCCCCCUCCUCCCCCUUGCCCCCGGCCUACAACACCCAGGCCCAGGACGCCUGCAUCAUCAGAGUCAGCCUGGAGCAGGGCAAUGGCAACCUCUACAAGAGCAUCCUGUUGACGAGUCAGGAUAAGACUCCAGCAGUGAUUUCUAGAGCUGUGGCCAAACACAACCUGGAGAGUGAGCCUGGGGAGGGAUAUGAGCUGGUGCAGGUCAUCUCUGACGAGAGAGAGCUGGUGAUUCCAGACAACGCCAACGUCUUUUACGCCAUGAACACCUCAGCCAAUUUUGACUUCCUGCUGCGGGUGCGAGGCACCGCGGGGAGGCCGGUCCAGCUGAGAAGUCGUUGCGCCUCCACACUCCCCCGCGCCCAGCAGCGCUCCAGCCUGUCUCUGCGCCUCAGCAAGGUCACACUGUGACUCCCAGGACAGGGGCACAAGGACUGGAGGGACCACAGACUGGAGGGGGUGGGAGACUGAGACGGAAGCAUGGGGGAGUGAGUUGAAGUCAAUGAAGUCAAUGAGACUCUGAAUACCCUAUUCCCAAAACACCUGUCCCCAAUCGGACCCCCACCUCUCAAUGCCCACAUACAUCCCCCAACUCCAGAAGCAGCCUGUGGCCUUCCAAUCCCUGUCCCUACCACCCCCAACCCCUAUGGACUAUUAUGGAUGUGUAGUGGGACUUCAGUGCCAUAUAGAAUAUAGAUGCCUUUGGCAGAGCGAGACAGUGCCCCCCUCCCCGCAACCUUCCGCUCUCCACAUGAAGAGGUUUUGCACAUGCAGGAGGAGUGACUCCGGCCCUCCAUCAGUAUUCAGCUUUUUUUUAUCAACUCUCUUCUUUCCUGUGAUGCCUGUUAUGUUUCCCAUUCAGAGGGAGAUGGGAAGGAGAGUGAGACUGCGAUGUCCAGUCCUGUUGCCUUUAUUAAUGAUGAACUCCUGUGUCAGUAUUCAUCUGGGUGAUUGAUUGACAGGAGCUGUGUGAUGUCACUAUCUUUCUUCUUUGUUUCCUUCACCUCAUUGUGUGCACUGUGUGUAACACACCGGACUGCGCUUCUAAUAUUCUGAGCUGUGUGACGAAUACCAUUAUAGAGGCAUUCUGAUAGGUUCCUACUUGGUUUUAACAAGUCCUUUCCUUUUGAAAUUGCUUAGCUGUCCUAUCUCAUCUGUAGGGUGUAGUGACACGUAGGAUGGAUCUCUAUGUGAGGCCCGGAUUGAGUGGCCUGCUGCGCUGAUUAGUAGUCCUGAUAGAGAUGCACUUGUUGGUGGCUAGGUGACGUCAGGAUGUGGGAAAUGGGUGGAAUGAGUGACCUGCUCUUCUUUUCACCUCUGCACAAAAUGAAGUAUAGUUUUGUUUUCCUCUGAUGUUUUUUACAGGGCAGAAGAAAAAAGUAUAUGUAUCAAACUUGGAGAGGGUUCCAAAGGAUGAUGUUCUUAAAUGAUAUGUGAAUUCAGAUUGUCAGAAAGAAGACGGGUGCCAGGUUUGCUGUGCUUCAUUUGGAAUCGUGACAGGGACAGACUCCCACUCCAGUGCUCAGUGGGUGCACAUUACAUUAAUGAGCACUGGGGCUUAUUCAGGAGGGUGCAGGGUUAAGGUCUAUCUGCUGAACACUCCGUCACUUAUCAUGUGCACUUGGGUGGAGUCCAUUUUUUUUAGAGCAGCACCGUUUGGCAACAUGAUACCCUCGCCGGUCCAUGUGUUCCUAGACCCCCGAUUUAUAAACAUUCACAAGGCUGCAAUAGCAGAGAUUUUCUUCCCAUUUGUGAAAAAACGAAGAAUCACAUUGAAAACUACCACUGUUGGCUAAUUUAAAAGAAAACCAACUGCAUUUUUGAAUAAUAGCUAAAUCUAAUGAAAGUUUCGGUUUGUUUUACAUUACCUCAUUUUGUGCCUGCCAGUUGGCUGUAGGCUAAAAACAGCAAGCUAGCCUUUCCAUCUUCCCACAUCUUCCCAAUUUAUAAUUAAAUAAAUGCCCUGGCAAAUAUUCUUAUACUUUGCCAGUGUAACCUACAACAUUAUUCCAGUUUAAUCUGCUGCUUGAAUGUAUUCGCUCCCAUAUCAGCUAAAAAUAGAAUGUCGUCAUUUUUGCUCAUGGAGAAAAAGCACAUGGCUAGCAGCUGUUUUACCAUUUAGAAGUAGCCUAAAAUCAAGUAAUUACUUCUAAACAAAAUAUGGUUUGUGGGGGAUUCUAAUAAGGCUAUAAUGUUUAUGGUUUGAACAGUCGCUGAGAUUACAUUUAGUUAUCAAUGCAAAAUAGGCUACUUUAGUUCUUAGCAUCAGAUCACUUUUGUUUUCACGGAUUUAUAGCAACACUGGUGCUUUUUUUUUUUGUUGAGCAAAUUGAUAGAUGUAGAGUUAAUUAUUUAGUGAAACCAGUGGUGUAGUGAAGGGUAAAUGUUUUGCGGGAAAAUUAAUUCAACGUAUAAGGAGCUUGACUUUUUUCACCGCAACCCCACUUUUUUCUACCACUACAUCAGUGUGUGAAACAGCUUUGUGCCAAAAGAGAUAGGAACAAAAUCACAUUUUUGGGGUUCAAUUUCAACCAAGUAAAUUUGGUGGUAAAAUACAGCCUCAUUAUCUACACAACAGUGCUCCCACCCUCACAAAAGGAAUAAUAUGCUGCAUUUCAACGUUUUUGUGGAGAGAAUCGGCGUAGCAAGCGACUAGGUAGGCUUACGUACUACAAGGAGCCGCCCAUUUUGAGGUGAAAAAUGACAUUCAAGUACUGCGUUGCGCUCUGUUUGCAUAAACGUUCAGAUGGAAAUUGUCAUUCGGAAUAGGCAGUCAUGUCUGCUCUUACAACAGUCUCAACAUUACAGCCCCCUGUGCACUGAGCCUCAGCCAAUCACUCACUACCAAUAGUUUGAGUCACAGACUAUAUGAAGAAAAGAAAUCACACCAGCCCACACUAUGACACUAACUCAGUGCCUCCUGUGCCCAGGCCCUCUACACACACACACACACACACCUCUCACUUUAACAGAAACCCUUACUGGCUCCCACACACUGCCUAACCAGCAUUAACACCACCACCCCAUCGGUCACACACACACACACACACACACUGAAUGCUGUCCCUCCUGUGCCAUAAAUACCUAUUCUCUCCUUGCACACUGUGGUUAUGGUUAUAACACUCGUUCUCUAAUACUGACAUUCUGGCCAUCUCACUGAACGCAGUGUACUGAUCUGUUAUUGGUCAUACUAAAGGCUGGGCAAGGUUUACUCUGUGGUCGAUUUCCUCCUAUCUUGAUUCUCAUUUAGCACUUGUGAUUUUUCUCUCAUGAACUUUGUGUACUUCUUCACUGCCAAAGAAUUCUCUACCUAAAUAAAUUAUUAUCAUUACUAUGA
Messenger RNA from Oncorhynchus nerka (sockeye salmon), 5837 nucleotides. RefSeq names its product ral guanine nucleotide dissociation stimulator-like 1 (gene rgl1). The transcript has 17 exons. The record is from RefSeq and is a predicted model, not a curated record. Gene Ontology annotation, biological process: positive regulation of GTPase activity; Ras protein signal transduction. NCBI's taxonomy places the organism in Eukaryota, Metazoa, Chordata, Actinopteri, Salmoniformes, Salmonidae. Bases 467 to 2911 code for a protein of 814 amino acids. Gene Ontology annotation, cellular component: plasma membrane. Gene Ontology annotation, molecular function: guanyl-nucleotide exchange factor activity.